This is a messenger RNA of Emiliania huxleyi CCMP1516, 531 nucleotides long. RefSeq lists its product as hypothetical. The record is from RefSeq and is a predicted model, not a curated record. Lineage: Eukaryota; Haptophyta; Isochrysidales; Noelaerhabdaceae. The transcript is spliced from 3 exons. Bases 1 to 531 code for a protein of 176 amino acids.
AUGCCAGCACUCCUCGCCGCCGCGGUCUGGGCGGCCGCUUUUUCGCCCGCCGCCGUCCUCUUCGCGACGGUCGUGGCGCGCCGGCCCGUCCUCGUGGUCCUCGUUUUUCUCUCGGCGUUCGCAUGCGCGUACGUCCUCUUCCUCCGCUCGCUGCGCCAGCUGGGCGUGGCCGUCGACACCGGCCCGCCCGCCGCGCACCUGCUCAGCGCCGCCGUGGCGAACGGGGUUGGCAUCUGGGCGGCGUACACGCUCGUUCUAUACGGCGACGUGCUCUGGCGGUCCAGCCUGCCCGGCAGCCUGUACAGCGACCAGUGCGAGGGGCUCUCCACCUUCGCCGUCGACGCGAUGAGCGCGUGCGGCAUUGGCCUGGUCAACGUGCUCCUUUCGUGCAUCGGCUGGGAGAAAGACGAGCCGCUCCUAUCCUCGCAGAGCCGCGCGCACCGCUCCUCCGCGCCGCUCGACGAGCCACCACCCGAGGAGACGACGCGACAGAGGCUGAACCGACCAAGCGCCGCGGCGUCGGGGGACUGA